AUGGCGAAAGGCCGCAAAGCCCAGCCGGCGAUGCCGCCCCCUCCCGCGCCCGCCCAAACCCACACAGAGUCCAACAAGAAGAAUCGCAAAAAGAAGAGACGCGCCGCCGCGGCGCCUGCACCACCCCCACCUCCGCCACCGCCCAUCGAAGAGAAAGAGUUCGAGUACAUCUCGUCCUCCUCAGAGGUCGAGCUCGAAGAACAAGAAGAAGAACUCCUCGAAGACGAAGACGAAGAAAUAGACAUAGCCGACGACGGCGACGAAGAAGAAGAAGAGCUCUACGACUCCUCCCUCGACCUCCCCUCCGCCGACCCCGCGCGCGCCGAGCUCCUGCGCGCCGCCGCGGCCGCCUUCACCGCUCUGGACGGGCAGCCCGCGGGCAAGCCGGGCGGCGACGCGGCGUACUGGGCGAGCCUGCCGCCGCACGUGAGCGCGUUCGUCGAGGGCGCGUACGGCGGCACCGGCACGGCGCACAACGCGCACGGGAACCUGAAGGAGCGCGCGAUGGGCGCGCGCACCGGGCCCGCGCGGGCGCAUCUCCCUCUGACGCCCUCCGAGCUCGAGACCGGCCUCCUCAGCGCGUCCGCGGCCUGGGAGCGCGUCUCGCGUGGCGCCGCGCCCGCAAGCGUAAGCGCGGGAAACCCGGGCCGGGCCGCGCGUGGCGUUCUCGCGAAAGUAUCGCGCGCGUCGUCCGGCGCUCUCGACGGAUCCCCGACCACAGCGAUGGCGCACGACCUGCCGCCCGUCCCGCCGAGCUCCCGCGCGCAGGGCAAGCUCCCCAUGAAGAGCAAUGCCGCCGCCGCAGCCGCCGCAUCGCCGCCCGCCGCGAAUAAUAAUACGCCGAAUAACACAAAUAACGCAAAUAACACAAAUAGCAGUCCUACGAGUAACGCUGCGAACAGCCAUCAGCGCUCGGCGCGCGCGCAGAGCAAGGCGCCGCUGCCCGCGCACGCCUACCCCGCGUCCGCCACCGCCGCAGCCAAACAGCGUGCGACAACGACAACGACGGCAACCCCCGCGCCGGCCACCAACGCUGCGGCGGCGAACGGGGCCGGUGCGCCGAACGCGAAGAUCUGGAGCACGAGCUCGAGCGAGGAGCGCGAGCGGAUCAAGGAGUUCUGGCUCGGCCUCGGCGAGGCGGAGCGGCGCGGGCUCGUGCGCGUCGAGAAGGAGGCCGUGCUCAAGAAGAUGAAGGAGCAGCAGAAGCACUCGUGCGCCUGCGCCGUCUGCGGCCGCAAACGCAGCAGCGCGAUCGAGGAGGAGCUCGAGGUCCUGUACGACGCCUACUACGACGAGCUCGAGCAGUACGCGCACUACCAGCAGCGCUACCACGCCUCGGGCGGCACGCUGCCCCCUCCCCCCGGGCCCGGCCCGUUCCCCGGCUCCGUCGAGCUCGACAAGAACGGCGCGGUCGUCGGCCCCGCGCCGCCGCCGCGCCGCCCGCGCCCGCCCGCGAAAACGAAUCGGCGCGCGGAGGCCGAGUACGGGUUGCAGCCGGGCGAGGGCGAGGAGGGCGAGGAGGAGGACGAGUAUGAGGACGAGGAGGAGUACGAGGACGAGGAGGAGGAGGAGCAAGAGGAGGACGAGGACGAUCAGGAGGAUGUCGACGACCCGGCGCAGACGCAGGCGGCCCCGCCCUCGGCGCGCGCGCGCGGGACGUUCAAUUUCGGCUCGUCGCUCGCCGUCACCGGAAAUAUUUUAACUGUUGCCGACGACUUGCUGAAGAACGACGGGCAGAAGUUUUUGGAGAUGAUGGAGCAGCUCGCCGAGCGCCGGAUGCAGCGCGAGGAGGACGCGCCGGCGGACGUCGAGGACGAGAGCGAUGAGGAGGAGGACGACGAGGACGAUGAGGACGUCGAUGACGAGGACGACGAGGACGAUGAAGACGACGAAGACGAGGAGGAGGACGAGGUGCUGACGGAGGAGCAAAAGAUGGAAGAAGGCAAGCGGAUGUUCUCGAUCUUCGCCGCGCGCAUGUUCGAGCAGCGCGUGCUCCAAGCCUACCGCGAGCGCGUCGCGCAAGAGCGCCAGCUGCAGCUCCUGCGCGAGCUCGAGGACGAGGACGCGGCCGCGCGCGACGCGCAGGCGCGCAAGGCGAAGGACAACCAGAAGCGCAAGGAGAAGAAGCGGCAGCAGAAGGAGGCCAAGGAGGCGGAGAAGGCGCGCAAGGAGGCCGAGAAGGCCGAGGCGGAGGAGCGGGCGCGGGCGCAGGCCGAGGAGCAGCGCAAGAAGCGCGACGAGGAGCGUGAGAAGAAGCGCAGGGCGGCGGAGGAGGAGCGUUUAAAGCGCGAGGAGGACAAGCGGCGCAAGGCCGCGGAGGAGCGCGAGCGCGAGAAGGUCCGGCGCGAGAAGGAGGAGCGGGCGCGGGCGGAGAAGAAAGAAAGGGAGGAGAAGGAGCGCAGGGAGAAGGAGGCCAGGCGCGAGGCAGAGCGCGCGGCCGAGCGCGAGCGCAAGGAGAGGCGGGAGAAGGAGGAGCGGGAGCGCGUCGAGCGCGAGCGGGCCGAGAAGGAAAAGGCGGACAGGGAGCGUGCUGAGCGCGAAAAGGCCGAGCGCGAGAAGCAGCUGCUGCUGGCGAGGAACAAGAAGCUGCAGGUCAACCAGCGCAACGGCCAGCAGAUUCAGCCACAGCCAAAGAAGAUCCUGCCAAAGCCUCAGCCCGCCGCCGCCGCCUCUUCGUCGUCGUCUGGUCCUUCCCAGACCCAACAGGCUCGACAGCAGGUCCCGCCUCAGCAGGCGCAGCCCAUCGCGUCUGCAUCGUCCUCCGCAUCCGGCUCGCAACAACAGCCCCAGCAGCUCCAGCUCCAGCAACCUCAACCUCAACAACAGCAACAGCCCCCCCAACCUCCUUCGGGCGGCCCUAGCACGCCCGUCCGCCCCACGCCCGCACCAAGCCAACAACAAAACGCGACCGCGCUGCCCCUCCCGCCCAUGACGCCGCUGCACCUCCCGCCGCUGUACAGCCCCUCGCACGCGCACGGCGUCUCGCCGCCCGGCUUCCACCACGCCGGCCCGCAACACGGACACGGACCAGGACACAUGCGCCACGGGUUCCCGCCGGGCCCGCCGCCGCCGGGGUUCUUCGGCCCGCCGCCGCCGAUGGGCGUGAACGGCAUGCCGCCGCCGCCGCCGGGGAUCAAUGGCAUGCCGCCGCCGCCGUUUGGGGUCGGCGUUGGUGCUGGUAUAGGUGGUGUGAGGCCGCCGGGUCCGGGCUUUGGGUUUGCGCCUGGGCAGCCGCCGUUUGCGGGGCAGGGGAUGCCGUUCCAGCAGCAGCAGCAGCAGCAGCAGCAGCCUAAAGCGAGCGGCUCCGGGUCGAAUGCCAAUGCGAAUGCGAAUGCGAAUGCGAGUGCGAAUGGCAUGCCAGCCGCCCCGCUCGGAAACGGCAUACACGCGCCGAACACGUCCAACGGGCUCCUCCCCUCCAGCCUGCCCAACGGCCUGCUCUCCGCCACGUCCUCGCGCCCCGAUUCACUUCUACCCACCGCGUCCUCCAGCUCGAACGUGAACGGGUUCGGCCCGGUGCCGACAUCGCCCCCUCCGGCCCCCAUAGGCGCACACCGCCGCGCAUCCGUAAACGACGCGCACACGCCCGCGCCCAUCGGCGCCGGGCGGCACGACGUCGGUCCGGGUCCCAUCGGCGCAGGACGUGUCGGAGCUGCUCACGACGUGGGCCCUAUCGGCGGCGGGCGGCCCGCGCCUAUCGGUCGGCCCGCCGCGAGGAGCAACGCGGGCUUCGGUGUGGGCGUCGGUGUUGGAGUUGGCGCGCCGGGGACGAGUCUGCCGGCGAGCAGCCCGUUCGGGCCGCCUGGGAGCCCGUUCGGGGGCAGCUUGAGCUUUGGCGGGCCGGGGAGCUUCGGCGCUUCGGGCUCUGGGUUCGGGAGCGGCGAGGUGUUCAACGGCGCGAACAAAGCCGAGCUGCACAGCCCGUUCAAAGCCUCCGACUCGCCCUUCAAAUCCACCUCCACCGCGUCCGACAUCAACGCCAACGCCAGCCCGUUCAAAACGGCCCCCGGCUCCGACAGCCCCUUCAAAAACCGGAGCGGGACGGCGAGCACGAGCGUGUCGGCCACGAGCCGGAGCCCGAGCCCGCGCGGCGUCGUGCUGGGCAGCAGCGCGCUCGCCGCGGACGACGACGAGAUUGUGGGGCCUGCGCCGGGGCAGGUUGGGAGGAAGGGGAGCGGGUGGAGGCCGAGUGCGGCGGCGUCGGGGUGGGGGUGGAGUGCCG
Messenger RNA from Peniophora sp. CBMAI 1063, 4222 nucleotides. The record is from the annotation of a GenBank genome assembly. NCBI's taxonomy places the organism in Eukaryota, Fungi, Basidiomycota, Agaricomycetes, Russulales, Peniophoraceae.